AUGGUGGUGGGGAAUCCAUGGUGUGGAAUUCAUGGCGGAUUCCAUGGUGGUAGUGGUAUUAUCGGCGCUGGAAUCUCCAACGGCCCAAGCGAGUGCAGGUAUUGGUGCAAGACUCCGGAGGGUCAAGCCUACUGCUGCGAGACGGUGCACGAACCAGAGACACCUGUUGGCACCAAGCCACUCGACUGCCCACAAGUCCGUCCCACAUGCCCACGUUUCCAUGGGCCCCCCACAACCUGUUCCAACGACUACAAGUGUGCUGGCCUCGAUAAGUGUUGCUUCGACAGGUGUUUGGGAGAACACGUGUGCAAGCCUCCCUCAUUCUUCAAUAACCAUCUCCCCUUCUAAAGGU
Penaeus vannamei (Pacific white shrimp) is the source of this 352-nucleotide messenger RNA. NCBI's taxonomy places the organism in Eukaryota, Metazoa, Arthropoda, Malacostraca, Decapoda, Penaeidae. The record is from RefSeq and is a predicted model, not a curated record.